AACAACAGGUCGAAGAACUGACGUCGUCUGUUUAUUGUGAAUGAUGUCAAUUGACUCUGGUGGCUACGGGAAGCCUGUGAUCUGUGAUCUUCUCGAACAAAUUCGCUUCUCUGUCGGUGUCAGAUGUCCGAAACGCGAUGACGAACAUGUGUUGGAUAUAAGCUCGACAUAGAGUCCAGGACCAUACCGGCGCAAAGGAUGGGAACCAAAAGAAAAUAUGAAUCCGAUCAAGAAGUGCCAGACGAGGACUGGCUGCAUCCGAGGAAGAUUCCCAAUCAGAAUCUAUUGUGCCGCCUUAUGCAGCGAGAAGCCUAUGCUUGCAGGCAACGAGUGAAUGCUGCUCUUAUAUCGCGCCAACUGCAUCAGAAUGUUGUGCCUCGCUUCACAAUCCUAGGAAUCGACAAGCCGGCAGUGUUCUUGAAAAAGUUCACCCUCGACGGGAAAUAUCUCUUCGCCUUCUCAUCGGAUCAGACCUGCAUUCAACUCUUCAAAUAUCUGGGACCCCAAGGUGGGGCUUCAUUGAUCAACGAUUUACCAGGAGAUCACACCACCGAUACCAGGGUGGUUCACGAAGCUUUCGGGAAGUACUUCCGUCACCUGCACUGUGUGGUGGUGAUCUCCGACGCCCACGAGCAGCUGAAUAGGGAAUGUUCAAUUUUUACAAAUGAUGGCAGAUAUCUUAUCGUCGCUUCGUCUGGCGCCUGCGGGCGGGAACCCGAGCCCGCACAAAUCUUCACGACGAACGAAUCUCUGAAAAUCAACAACCAGUUCCCAUGCGAAGACAUUGCGUUCCAUCUGAUCGACAUCCAUCGGGGAGUUGUCUGCGAUCGACUGACGUUCAAGGUCGACAGGAUACUGCUCACGCACAACCACGGGAUUUACCUUUACAAUCAGACACUCGCGAUCCUUUCCCUGCAGCACCAAACCAUCCACAUCUACAAUGUAGACGGUGGGAAAUUCACCAAGAAACAUGAAAUCGGAAGAUUCCUCUUUCCGGAUGAUCAACAAUUGGUCGAUUCAGUAGAACCCGUCCGAGACCCCAGCGGAGCGAUCAUGCCGACUUCUGGGGAGGCUUGGCUGAAUUCCCUGAAACAUCGUCUUCUCGCGGCUCUGUAUCGAAAAAGUGCCGGAGAUACUCGGCAAAUCCGAGAGUUCUGUCAAUUGUUCGGAGCGAUCAACCAAUUGCGGAUUGGGAAGAUGCAGCUUCUGGACGAGGAUCAUCUGUUGAUAAAGUAUGUUAAGGAGAAAUCCCUACAAACUAGGUCUCAAGACGCAACAGGACCCUCAUUGUUCUCCGUCUACCGGAUCUCGGUGGGCGAAGUAGUCGACGUCUACACGAACACCUCCGAGGAGCUCCUGCAUUUGGCCGACAAUUUCUGUGAAUACUUCCGAAACUUGCCGUCGACGUGUAGCCCGUCCAACAACGCCAAUGCAAAGCUUAUUCUUCAACGCUUCAAGCAAACAAUCCUCAACGCACGAUUCGGCGGUCAGCAGGAGAUGGUGAAACGUCUUCUGAGUCAACUUCCGAUCUCCUGUCAGAGUUUCAGCGCGAGUCCAUAUUUAGAUCUAUCGCUUUUCUCCUACGAUGAUAAGUGGGUAUCGAUGUUCGAACGUCCAAAGGGAGCCGGCGAGUACCCCAUAAAGUUCUACUGCAGAGACUCGGGGCUAUUACGUUACAAAAUGCACACCAACCAGCACAUACAGAGCAAUCGUCCGCCUCAGAAGCGUCUUGCUGCUUUCACCUUCCAUCCCAAAGAUCCUUUCGUCAUUUCGGUGCAGCGGAUAAAUGGCGACUAUAUUGUCAAUUUCCACGUGCCAAAUGACAACCACCAUCGACGUUUCCAGAACUCCGGGAGUAGCUCCAUGGACACGCGGCUAUAGAGUCGAUCGUGCUAUUUGCCGUGUUCGGUUCGUGGCAGGAGGCUCGGAAGAAUUCUUCGACAUCAACACUCAGGUUGUGGGGGAGACGAAUGGAUCGAUAGGGGACGGGGAGGGAAGAGCAUUGAGAACCCACAUCAUGAAUCGAGAUAGGAUUUUCUCUUGACCAGCAUGAAUUUAUGAUUAUGUCAGCGUGCGGUCUAGUUCAAUGUUUCGCAGGAAUGAGCGAUGCUCUAUUGUAUACUGUUUUGGCUGAACUC
Galendromus occidentalis (western predatory mite) is the source of this 2138-nucleotide messenger RNA. It is a transcript of the gene abo, whose product is annotated as de-etiolated protein 1 abo. The transcript is spliced from 5 exons. The coding region runs from base 199 to 1881 and encodes 560 amino acids. Gene Ontology annotation, biological process: positive regulation of proteasomal ubiquitin-dependent protein catabolic process; protein ubiquitination. Gene Ontology annotation, cellular component: nucleus; cullin-RING ubiquitin ligase complex. The record is from RefSeq and is a predicted model, not a curated record. Gene Ontology annotation, molecular function: ubiquitin protein ligase binding; ubiquitin-like ligase-substrate adaptor activity. NCBI's taxonomy places the organism in Eukaryota, Metazoa, Arthropoda, Arachnida, Mesostigmata, Phytoseiidae.